AUGUUUAAACCCGGGAAUAUAGAAAAUAUUUACAAAUUUGGUAAUACAGAAAAUUUUGUUGAUUCUGAAUCAGGUAAUGCAGAUAAUUGUUUUAAUGCAUUCAACUUUGGUACACUGGAUCCUGAUCUGAAAACCUUUUUUGAUACCAAAUCUGAUAAUACGAAUAAUUGUAUAUUUGAUUUUGACAAUUCAGAAAACUUUAAUAAGCUUAAUUCUGAUAAUCUAGAAACUUUUUUUAAUAUAUUUGGGCUCAAUAAUGAAGUCAUAGAGCAAAAAGAAAAUAUUUCAAAUUCAUUUUCAAAUAUAGCUAAAGCUUAUAAAAAUCAUGAUGAUAAAACAAAUUCAGAACUACAAUACCCUAUUAAAAUAAAUAUAAGCUUUAGAGAUUGGGAAGAGUUUGGUAAAUAG
Molecule: messenger RNA, 408 nt
Organism: Dentiscutata heterogama
Lineage: Eukaryota; Fungi; Glomeromycota; Glomeromycetes; Diversisporales; Gigasporaceae
Source: the annotation of a GenBank genome assembly